AUUAAUUUUGUGGUAUAUUUUGUAGUGUUAGUAGUGGUAUGGUGCGCGUGGGGAAGAAAGUGGAGGUAUUGGGGCAGUAAUGAACGCUGACGGAACUCGUCCGCCAUAUUACCCUCGGCCAAAACAAUCUCGCCCUCUGUUUAACACGUUAGGAAGUGCCUGAUCUGCCACGUUGUGAUGGCAAGGUGGGUUUGCAGACCACUAACAACAAAUUAGCCCACCUGAUCAGGCAAUUGCCAGGGAAGCCUUGCCUUAGGCCAGGCUGAGAGAGUAAAGAAACUCAUAUCUGGUCACAGACUGUAGAGACCAUCAACCAUGUCACAGUUCAUUGAUUCAGAAGCAGAGGAGAGUGAAGAGGAGGAGGAAGAAUAUGAAGAAAAUGAAAGAAAAAAAUUGAAGAAACUUAAAACUGCUGUAGCUGACUCUUCUGAAGAAGAGGACGAAGAUGAUGAAGAGAAAAUUCGUGAAGAAAAUAAAGACUUUAUCAAUGACGAUGAUGAAGAGGAUGAUGAAGGGGGGUCAGGGUCAGACAGUGAAACUGAAGGCAAACGAAAACGGCGGGAUGAUGAUGACGACGACGAUCUGGAAGCAGACAACCUCGAUGAAGAUGAUAUUGAUCUCAUCGAGGAAAACAUUGGUGUGAAACUCGACAGAAAGAAAAAAUAUAAGCGUUUGAAGAGAAUUGUGGAUGAAGACUCAGAUGUGGAAGGGGAAGAUGUGCAAGGUCAGAUUCGAAAAGAGAUCUUCGAAGGUUCAGAUGAUGAGGAGGAAGAAGGGGCCUCGGCUCCCCACCCUCCACAGCAGCCUGAAACGUAUGCAUCAGAGGAAGAGGAGGAAGAGUCUGAUGGUGAAGAGAAUUUCAUUGUUGAUGACGAAGGAAAGCCAAUUGCCAAACAGAAGAGGAAAGCAGUAUUUGAAGACGAAGGACUGGAGGCUGCCCGUGAUAUCUUCGGUUGUGAUUUUGAUUAUGGGGAAUUUGAACAAUAUGAAGAUUGGGAGGAGCGUGAAGAUGAAGAGGAGGAUGAUGAUGACGACUAUGAGGAGGAUGAAGAAGGUGGUGAAGGUCGAGAGCAUCGCCGAGGCCGCAAGGAACGCAGGAAGCAAGUCAAGAAGACCAUCUAUGAGGUGUUUGAACCGAGUGAAUUAGAGCGCGGACAUUUGACUGAUCAAGAUCACGAAAUCCGGAAGCUGGAUAUUCCCGAGAGGUUCCAGCUCAGGCAGAUUCCUGUGAGUCGUACCCGUGGAGAAGGUGACGAUCGCUCUACAGACAAGGAACUGGAUCAAGAAGCAAAGUGGAUUUAUCAUCAUGCAUUUUUCAGGCCAUUUAUUUCCAAUCAGGAGGGUCGUGAAGAAGCAAGGCAGCGCUCUCGCCGUGAUAUUAAUAUGAUCCAGAAAAUUUACAAUGCCCUGGAUUUGAUGAGGAACUCCACCUGUGAAGUUCCAUUCAUUGCCUUUUAUAGGAAGGAGGAGGUCCAACCUGAAUUAAACAUUCAUGAUUUAUGGAAAGUCUAUCAUUGGGAUGAGAAGUGGUGUCAACUGAAGUAUCGUAAGGAGAACCUGAGGGCACGAUUCCAAGCAAUGGGAGAAUACCAAGGUGACCUCAUCAUGAAGGAUCUAGAUGCACCACUACCAGAAAAUAUGCGCAUGCUCAAGGAAGAGGACAUUGAAAGAAUUGAGGAGAUUGAGACAUCAGAACAGUUCAAUGAUUAUUACAAAUUCUUCCUGUUGUACUAUGGCAAAGAUCAGCCAGCAAUGCGUGACCAUAUGAAAACCAAGCGCAGAGAACAGAGGACCACAACAAGAGUCACCAGGGUUGUUAAGGUCUUGAGAAAAGUAAUGAGGAAGAAGAAGAAAAAGAAGAAGACAAAUCUGAUCAUUGAAGAUGAAGAUGAGGACGACGACAACAUAAACAAAAAUAGUAGUGAAAUUGAACGAGAUAUAGAUGAUGAAUCAGUAAGGGAUGCUGAAGUUGAUACAGUGAAAAGCCAGAAUAAGGAGAAAGAGAUCAGUGAUGCAGGAAAAGACAAUAGUGACACUGAGAAAGGUGGAAAUGAAGAUGCUGAGAAAAGUGGAAAUGAAGAUGCUGAGAAAGAUAGAAAUAAAGAUGCUGAGAAAGCUGGAAGUGAGGAUGAUGAGAUGGAUGGGAACGAAGGUGCAGAGAUAGACGAAAAUGAAGAUUCAGAGGCAGAUGACAAUGAUGAUGCUGAGAAAGGUAAAAACAAAGUUGCUGAGAAAAGGACAAGUGAAGACGCUGAGAAAAGCACAAGUGAAGAUGUAAAUGAAGUUGCUAAAAAAACUGCAAUUGAAGUUGCAGAGGAAGCUGGUGACAAAGAUGCAGAAAAAACUGUGAACAAAGAUACAGGGGAAGGUGAGGUUGAAGAUGCAGAGAAGGACAGGGAAAGUGAUUCAGGAAACAAAAGUGACAAUGCUGAAAGGGACCAAAAUGAUGCUGUCAUUGAGGAUGGGGAGAUAGAAAUGGAAGUUGAUUCAGGAAAAGAUGUGCAAAGUGCGAAUAAACAAAAAAAUAAAGGUUCAGAGAGAGAGGAAGAGGAAGAUGAGGAAGAAGAGGAAGAGGAAGUUGAAACAGAAGUGGAGACUGAAAUAGAGGAAGAGGUGGAGGAAGAAAAUAAUGAACCCGAGGAAGACUCCGAAGCUUUGAAAAAAGCUGUUCGAAGACACGAGUAUGAACUUCUUCGGAAAGCAGGUAUUGAGACACUUACAAAGAAAUUUGGUCUAACUCCUGAGCAGUUUGGUGAGAACCUCCGUGAUAACUAUCAGCGCUUUGAUGUUGAGCAGUGCCCAGAGGAUUCCACGAAGGAAGCUGAGGAGCACCUUUCCAAAAUGUGCAGCACCCCAGAGCGUGUCCUUGAAGCAGCUGUUAGGAUGGUUGGUUGGCAGUUGGCUUGUGAACCCCUUGUACGACGUACAGUUAGAGAGGCAUACUUUGAACGUGCCAGGAUCAGCAGCAGGCCCACCCCACAGGGUGUGAAGAUCAUUGAUGAACAUCAUUCACUUUAUGCACUUAAAUAUUUGAAAGAUAAACCAGUCACUGAUCUGCAGGGCGAUCAGUUCCUUCGUCUCAAAUGUGGUGUUGAAGACAAACUGCUGACAAUUAGCUUGUCUGAUACCAUUGAAGGGAAUACAACCAUGAGUUAUCUUGAUGAAAUGAAACAGUUGUAUUACAAGGAUGAGUUUUCCCAAGUUGUCCAAGACUGGAAUGACCUGAGAGGCCGGGCAAUUGAAUUUACCUUCAAACGGAUUAUUGAAGAUCUUAAAAGGGAACUCACUCAACGUUUGGUUCAGGAAUCAAAAGAUCAUGUGAUGGAACAGUGUUGCAGUAAACUCUAUAACUGGAUUAAAAUUGCACCCUAUAAUCCCGGAGACUUUUCUGAUGAAGAUGAAGAUGACUGGGAUACUAGUAAAGGUUUCAGAGUAUUUUCUAUUGCAUUUGUUCCAGACCUUUCCCAAGCAGCAUUUGGUUGUUGCAUUGACAUUGAUGGCGAUUGUUGUGAAUAUAUUCGUCUCCCACAUUUGCUCAAACGGCGUAAUGCUUACAAUGAAAGAGAUGCUAUGGCUAAAGAAAGCGAUAUUAGGCGCAUGCAGGAUUUUAUAAUUCGCCGUAAACCACAUUGUAUUGCCAUAUGUGGACAAUCUCGAGAAGCUCUCAUGGUUAAGGAAGACUUGAUUCAAAUCCUCAAAGAUCUUGAAGAACAAGAACAGUUUCCUAAAAUAAAUGCAGAAAUCAUUGACAAUGACCUGGCUCAUAUUUAUGCAAUGUCAAAAAAAGGAGAAGCAGACUUCCUUGACUACCCUCCACUAUUACGACAGGCUAUAUCAGUUGGUCGACGUGUUCAGGAUCCAUUGAUUGAAUUCUCACAGCUAUGUAAUACUGAUGAAGAAUUACUUAACAUUAAAUUCCACAGUUUACAGGAUCAGUUAAACCCUACAGAGCUACUUGAUGCUCUGUACACUGAAUUUGUCAACCGCACAAAUGAAGUUGGGGUAGAUUUGAAUCGUGCUGUAGCAUAUCCUUAUACACAGAACUUGGUCCAAUUUGUUUGUGGAUUAGGACCACGAAAGGCCAACCUGCUUAUAAAGAAUAUGAAGCAGAAUAAUCAACGUCUAGAAAAUAGAAACCAGUUAGUUGUCAACUUCCAUAUGGGUCCUAAGGUAUUCAUUAACUGUGCAGGAUUUAUCAAGAUUGAUACCAAUGCUUUGGGUGAUAGUGAUAAUUAUAUAGAGGUUCUAGAUUCUACCAGAAUUCACCCAGAAGCUUAUGACUGGGCUAGAAAAAUGGCUGUUGAUGCACUAGAAUAUGAGGAUGAAGAGGGUAAACCUGCAGAGGCCUUGGAGGAAAUCUUAGAAACACCAGAGAGACUCAGUGAGCUUGACCUUGAAGCUUUUGCUACUGAACUACAGAAUCAGGGCUUUGGUAAGAAGAACACAACUUUGUACGAUAUUAGACAUGAGCUUAAUCAUAGGUACAGAGAUUUUAGGUUACCGUUCAGGUCUCCAACUCCAGAAGAAGUUUUCAACAUCUUGACUAAGGAGUCGCCAGAAACUUUUUAUGUCGGUAAGCUUGUUCAGGUUUCGGUCACAAACUUUAUUCAUCGCAAACCCCGUGGUGAUCAACUGGAUAAUGCCAAUCCUGUCAGAAAUGAAGACACAGGUCUUUGGCAGUGUCCUUUCUGUCUAAAAAAUGAUUUUCCUGAACUAAGUGAAGUGUGGAAUCAUUUUGAUGCUGGUGAUUGUCCAGGUCAAGCCAUAGGGAUUAGAGUUCGAUUAGAUAAUGGGAUAUCAGGUUUUAUUAGCAUAAAAAAUUUGUCGGAUAAAACGGUGACAAAUCCAGCAGAAAGAGUGAGACGAGAUGGUCUUGUUCUCUGCCGUAUCAUGAAAAUUGAUCCCGAGAAGUUUUCGGUUGAGCUCACAUCCCGAACAUCAGACCUACAAGACCGAGAUAACAAGUGGAAGGUUCCAAAGGAUGCCUAUUAUGACCAUGAAGCUGAAGAGAAAGAUUUGAAUGUAGACAGGAAAAAGAUGGACAAAAAGAAGACUCAGUAUCAAAAGCGAGUGAUUGCUCAUCCAUCUUUUAGAAACAUUGACUAUAAUGAAGCAGAAAAGGUUAUGCAGCAACUGGAGCAAGGAGAGGUCAUCAUACGACCAUCAAGUAAAGGAAUUAAUCAUCUUACUGCUACCUGGAAAGUCACAGAAGGAAUAUGUCAGCACAUCGACGUGCUGGAACAGGAUAAGCAAAAUGACUUCUCUCUUGGUCAGAAGCUAUGGAUUGGAAAUGAAGAAUUUGAGGAUUUGGAUGAAAUUAUUGCCAGAUACAUAUCACCCAUGGCCAGUAAUGUAAGACAAAUCCUUGAAUAUAAAUAUUAUAAAGAGUCCAUCAUGGGCAAUAAGGAGAAAGCAGCUGAGCUACUGAAAGAAGAGAAAAAGAAGAACCCGAAGACAAUUCCGUAUAUCUUUUCACCAAGAAAGGAUUUGCCAGGGAAGUUUCUCUUGUCAUAUUUACCAAGAGUGAAAGUGAUCCAUGAAUUUGUAACUGUCACUCCUGAAGGUUUCAAGUUUAGGCAAAGAAUGCAAUAUCCAAACCUUGCUGGACUACUAAAAUGGUUUAAGCAAAAUUUCCGUAGAGCAUUGCCAGGUGCAACACCAGGAAUGAUGUCCACACGCACACCAUACAUGGGUGGCACAACACCAAAUCUUAUGGGUGUUGAUGCCUCCACAAUCCAGAAAGUUGCUCAGAACUUAAAUCCACACAUGCUUCAUAACCUCUCCCAGGCAGCCACCAAUACGCCGUAUAGUGUCAACACUCCUGGAGGUUUUUCUCAGGGUUACUCAAACUAUGCUAAUACCCCUUAUACACCUUCAGGUCAGACACCAUUUAUGACACCAUAUGCCACCCCUGGGCCAUCCACUACACCUCGUUAUAGUGGAUCACAAACCCCUGUAUAUAGUGGUAGUGGUAACCGAACUCCCUCACAUCGUCCAUCUACAGGACAUUUGCCUCAGCCAUCUCGCUCUGGCCCUCCAGUUAGUAGCCGAACAGAACAAAUGGACUGGAAAAUGGCAGCAGCUGCUUGGGUACAAGCCAAGGGUGGGAGUAGUGGACAUGAUAGUGGAAGGAUGACUCCACGACACCAUGAUGGUGGUCGCUCAACUCCUCGGUACUCUGAUAAUCGUGACUCUAGAUACCCCUCUAGUCCCAGAUAUCCUGACGAUGGAUCUCGCCGUACUCCACGUUAUGAUGACCGCACACCUCGCCCCUACCAUGAUUAUGACAACCCACGUGCUACUCCUCGCUCUGCUCGUUCAACACCUAAAACCAUCCAUUCACCUGCUAACAUGAGCAUUGGAGGAGACCAAACACCACUCUAUGAUGAAUAGUGCUCUAGAUAUCUUUGCUAAUGAUGACAAAGUAAUCUAUCACUUUUUUCUUUAUAUAUAGUUUGUACAGGGCAAGAUUAAGGAACUGUAUUUAAGAAUUACAGUAAUUUAACAGUUUAUUCACAUUUGUAUGGGAUUUUUACCAGGGCAGUCUUGUGUAAAAAGAUGUAAUUGUAUUUCAAUUCAUUAAUUUUUUUAUUGCAUGUUGUGAACAUCAUACACUUCAUAUUUUUUAUAAAAGUUGUAAUUAGGAUAUGUUCAGUAUAUCCGUUGGUGGCAUGUGGCAUAGCUAUUCCCAAUUGGUUUUUUCCUCUUUAGCUUUAUGCUUCCAACUAUAAAUGACUACUACCCAUGCUGUAAAAUGGCCGCUGUGAUCUGAGAAAUAAACUUUAGAGAACACAGAUUAAA
This is a messenger RNA of Procambarus clarkii (red swamp crayfish), 6801 nucleotides long. Its product is annotated as transcription elongation factor SPT6. Gene Ontology annotation, cellular component: transcription elongation factor complex. Gene Ontology annotation, biological process: transcription elongation by RNA polymerase II; nucleosome organization; transcription elongation-coupled chromatin remodeling. NCBI's taxonomy places the organism in Eukaryota, Metazoa, Arthropoda, Malacostraca, Decapoda, Cambaridae. The record is from RefSeq and is a predicted model, not a curated record. Gene Ontology annotation, molecular function: DNA binding; histone binding; nucleosome binding.